Messenger RNA from Acanthochromis polyacanthus (spiny chromis), 2472 nucleotides. It is a transcript of the gene lamp1a, whose product is annotated as lysosomal associated membrane protein 1a. The transcript is spliced from 9 exons. Gene Ontology annotation, cellular component: membrane. The record is from RefSeq and is a predicted model, not a curated record. Lineage: Eukaryota; Metazoa; Chordata; Actinopteri; Pomacentridae. The coding region runs from base 344 to 1591 and encodes 415 amino acids.
GUGACCGGCUAGCUAAAUGCUAUCAGUUCACAUGACGAGAGAAGGUUUAUUCAGACACUGUAGCUCUGACCGACUUCUAACCGCGUACACAGCUUCUUUCUACCAGCAGGGACGGAUACAAAUUUAACGCUGUCAUUUCUCUUCGAGCGACGGAAAAGAACAACAGAAGAGCGACAACAGCGACGCUUCGGUUCAUCUAACGGUCCGUGAAGUCAGGUGCACUUUGAAGACCCACCUGCGCCCGCAGCGGCGGCGACACGGGACCACCGCGCCGGGCUUUUAUUCUGCUUUCCACACGGUGGGGAAGACAUUAAAAUAUCUGCGCUGUGAUUUGACUUCAAGGAUGAAACUCUGUCACGCUUUGGCCGCGCUCUGCAUCGCCUGUUUUGCCGGUUUGGGUUGCAUUCAGGCUGUUACACUGGAGGUGAGGGAGGGGAACUCCACCUGCAUUAAAACUGAACUCUCUGCAACCUUCGCCAUCACAUACAACACCUCCAGCAGCACAAGAACAGCGCAGAUCACUCUGCCCAACUCCACGACAGUCGACACAAGGAGCAGCUCGUGUGGCGCAGACGGCUCCCCGUGGCUGGUGGGGGUGUUUGGAUCUGGCCACACACUCGGCCUGAGCUUUUCCACCACUGGAAAUCAAUAUAAUGUGGCUAACCUGACACUGCAGUACAACCUGAGCGACACUUCAGUCUUUCCUGGGGCCAAUAGCUCAGAUGUGGUCACAGUGGUGUCUGCUUCAGUUGGGAUCUCAGCAGCGAUCAACACCACCUACCGCUGCCUGAGUCCUGUCACUGUUGAAGUCGGUGGAGCAUCCGUCACUUUCUCUGACAUGAGACUGGAGGCGUACAUGCCAGGAAAUGACCUAAGUCCAGCAGAAAGCGUAUGUGCGGCCGAUAAAACCACCACAACAGCUCCACCCACCACCGCCAGCACGACAACAACAACUCCAGCACCAACAACCCCUCCAGGAACUCCUGAUCAGGGCACCUAUUCUUUAAAAAACAGCAACGGCACUGUUUGUCUCCUGGCGCAAAUGGGACUGCAGCUUAAUGUCACGUAUUUGUCUCAGUCUCAGAACAAGACUGUCCAAGAAUUACUAAACCUGACUCCUAAUCUGACAAGUUCAUCAGGAUCAUGUGGAGCCGGCAAUGCUACCUUGGUUUUGACUCAGGAGCGAAUCACUACACUCAGCUUCAUCUUCACUUCGAACUCCACAUCCAAAAAGUACCACCUGAGCGGGGUAACCCUGCUCGCCAAUUGGUCCGACAUGGCUGUUCCCUUCUCAGCCAGCAACACCACCCUCAACUACCUGCAGAGUACGUGGGGCCGCUCUUACAAGUGUAAAGCAGAGCAAACUCUGGCUGUGGUUCCGACCUUCUCGCUCAACACAUUCAGAUUACAGGUGCAGCCCUUUGGCGUCACAACAGACCAGUUUGCUACAGCCGAGGAGUGUCAGAUGGACCAAGACCAGAUGCUGAUCCCCAUCAUAGUUGGAGCAGCUCUUGCCGGUUUGGUGCUCAUCGUCCUCAUUGCUUACCUAAUAGGCAGGAAGAGGAGCCAUGCAGGAUACCAGACCAUCUGAACGGACCCUUCACUUAGCUUAAACCUGACAGACGAAGUAGCGGAGAUUAACUCCAGUGUGUGAAUGAGCAAAAAAUACAGUUUGGACACGAGCAUGAGCGAAUGGAAGCUGUUGUUCCUCUGUGGCGAGUGCAUGUGUUUGUAAAAUCCUUUGUGACCACUGGAUGUUUUAUUUUCCCUUCCAUGCUCUCUGUGGAUGAUGAUGAGAAGCAGAAUAUCUGCUACCUUUAGAUCUUAGUGAAGUCUGAGAGGACUGAGACUUCACACCAUCAAAGAUGGAGUUUUGAAUUUGCCGCUGCAAGUUCACUGUCAAAGGUUUGGCUCUGAUCUCAUUUCAUUAUUUGCUUGAACCGCCUUUUUCUUUUUUGGUGUUUUAGCUGUGUAAUUAUUUAUAAAGAAUCAUUCAAGAGGAAGAGGGAGUCAAAUGAACCAUAGGAAAGUUCUAUUUGUUUGACAGUUAGAAAUAUUUUAAGUAGAUUUCUUGUGCUUUUUGAAAACUCCAUGAGGAUUUGAUGAUCCCACCAAUUCUAAGAAAAGGGAAAGCUCUGAAUGUGCGUCUUUUCCAAUCCUUUUCCUGUGCGGUGGAGACAGAUUAAAGCCUGUCCCAUCAGUGCACUGCAGUUUCAUUGAACCAAAUAAUUUUUUUUUUAAUUGUGAUUAUAAAUAUGUGCUGCUUUGUGCAGUGAUGAGGCCAUACAGAGUGCCACUGCAAAAUUUCCAUAGGCAUGGGUUAAUCUUCUAUUCUUGCUUUUCAGCACCCUCUCCCAACAGAAAUGUUACUUAAAUUAUAGGUAUUUCAUCUUUUAUUUUUACAGAAAAUGGCUUGAUCUCAUUUUCUAUUAUGCAUCUUACUUCAAGUUAAUAAAAAAUCUUUAAAGUCCA